Messenger RNA from Gossypium raimondii (Peruvian cotton), 616 nucleotides. RefSeq lists its product as uncharacterized. The record is from RefSeq and is a predicted model, not a curated record. Bases 80 to 391 code for a protein of 103 amino acids. The transcript has 2 exons. NCBI's taxonomy places the organism in Eukaryota, Viridiplantae, Streptophyta, Magnoliopsida, Malvales, Malvaceae.
UUUCUUAAACCACAACAGCGUAGUACAAUCCCACCACCACCACCGCCAAUCAUCCCCGAAAGUUCCUUACGUUUUAAUAAUGGGAGGCUGCGCAAGCAAACCCAAGGAGUUCGAUACCACUGCUGGUGCUCCUAUGAAGCCCGAGAAAUCUAAACCCGAUACCGCUGCUAAUGACGAUGCCAACGGAGGUGAGAAGAAGACGGAGAAAAAUAUUUCUGAUUCGAAGGAGGGUGAAUCCUCGUCUGCUGAACCGGAAAAGGAUGACGGUAAAUCCGGGUCGAAGAAUGAUGAUGACGACGAUGAUAAGGUUAAGGCAAGUGGAGAACCGGUAAACAACGAUGAAGUUGAACAUGAUGGUGCCUCUAGCAAGGAAGAAGCUAAAACCAAUUGACGAUAAAGAAUGGAAUAGUAGGGGCUAGAAGGUUUAAUUCAACCAAAUGAUUACAGGUUGGGUUAUAUCACGUAUCACCCUUAAUUGGGUUGAUGAUGAUCGGCGUUAUAUCUCCAUUAUUGUUAUGUUUAAUAUUAUGAGCUGUGGAUUAUAUAUACUAUUCCUGUUUGCAUGACUAUGGUUUAACCUUUUUUAGAAAUCCAAUGGGAGAAAUCAUAAGAUGAA